This is a messenger RNA of Spodoptera exigua (beet armyworm), 1773 nucleotides long. The record is from the annotation of a GenBank genome assembly. Lineage: Eukaryota; Metazoa; Arthropoda; Insecta; Lepidoptera; Noctuidae.
AUGUGUUAUAAAAAAGUGACCGUUUUAAAUAAAAAAUAUAAUGAUGAAUUUGAUAAUUUUUGUGCUGAAUAUACAGAGAAUACCAAUGCAUCUACUACUGAAAAAGAAUCAGAACAGUUGAGUCCUAUUGUCGAUUCCGGUGCUACAGUUGCUGAUGAUGAAAAGAGUAAUGUUGAAGACUUGUCUUCAAUUUUUGGCGACUUUGACAAGGAGCAGUCAACAUCAACAGCAUCAACAUCAAGCAAAAUUAUUUGUCUGUUUUGUGAUCGUAGCCAAAAGAGAUGUGGGAAGAAGCUGAUUAAUCUUACUUUCCCUAGUAGUGACAAAGUACCACAGCAGAUAAAAGAUAUGGCGAAAAAUUUUGGAGAUUUAGAGAUUCUUUCCAAACUUCAACAUCAAACUAUUGCAUACCAUCUGCCUUGUUAUGCAGUGUAUCAAUCAAAAGAGAAGCGGUCCAUGGAAGAAUCUACUGAUUCUAGCUAUAGUAAAUAUAGACAGUUACAUCAGUUGGCCUUUCAAUCAAUAUCGAAUUUCAUUGAAACAGAAAUAAUAGAAAACAACAAAGUUAUGUACUUGGCUCAAUUAUUUUUAAGAUACCAAGCUCUACUGUUAGAGUUCGGAAAUUAUGAAAUUGAUUUCGAUGAUAUACAAGAUUAUCGAUCUGAAACCUUGCAAAAAAAAUUAAUUAGAAAAUUUGGUGAUCGUAUUACAAUUGAAGCGUCAACUGCAAUACGUAACAAAAAAAUUGUGUACAAAACAGACAUGGACGUUUCUGUAAUGGCAAACAAUUUCAAACUUUUGGAGACAAAAAAUGAUUAUGAGUUUGAAAAUGUUGCAUAUUAUUUGAGAAGUUGCAUUAAAAAUAUAGAUGCUCAUCCGCUUCCUCGUAACGUAACUGCUGAUGAUAUCAUUCGUGGAGAAUGUGACAUUCCUGAGCAAUUAUUUGAUUUUAUGCGAAAUGUUAUCCAAGGACCUAAUAUUUCUGAUGAAAAUUCGGACAAACUGAAAGUUAAAAUAACGUCAAUAUGUAGUGAUAUUAUUUAUGCUGUCACUAGGGGUACAUGUAAGCCCGCAAAAAGUUUAACCCUUGGACUGGCAAUGAAAUCUUUAACCAACUCUCGGCAAGUAAUCACGAUACUUAAUAGAUAUGGCCAUACGAUUGGUUAUAAUUUGGCAGAAGAAUUGGAAACUGAAAUGACAUAUACAUCAAUCCAAGAUAACAAAGUUAUACCAAAAGGCAUAAUCGCAGCAAAUGGACACAGCACCCACGUAGCGUUCGACAAUUUCGACCGUUUCGUUGACACAACUUCUGGAAAGGACACAAUGCACGACACAGUUGGAAUUAUUUAUCAAUUCUCUAGUAAUGGAGCUGAUAAUUUUGAUGAUGGUGCAGCUACAACUUCAUCAGCGCUUGAAGUAAAUGACAACGAAAAUGGAGAAGGACCUACCCGCAAGAGAAGACGUUUCAGUGAAAUAUCACGAGAAAUUCGACCAUAUUAUUCUAAACCUAAAGCAAGUAUGCAGCUAAUUACUGUAGAUUCGUUUACUAAUACAAUGAAUUUAUGCAAAGCUGCUGCGAAAAUAGCAAUAGAUAAGGAUUUAUUAUGGAUAAUGUCGUUGUCAAGAAUUGAUUCUGUUCCUAUGUGGUUGGGUUAUAAUUGUAUGAUAUCAAGUGACCACAGUGAGAAGCAAAAAAUUGAGUAUUUAUCUCCCAUAAAUUCUUCACCAACGUCAUAUGCAAUAGUCAAUGAAACAUUAAACAUGGCUAAAUAG